Andrographis paniculata is the source of this 588-nucleotide messenger RNA. RefSeq lists its product as uncharacterized. The transcript has a single exon. The record is from RefSeq and is a predicted model, not a curated record. Bases 1 to 588 code for a protein of 195 amino acids. Lineage: Eukaryota; Viridiplantae; Streptophyta; Magnoliopsida; Lamiales; Acanthaceae.
AUGAACAGCUCAACUCAAUUAUUUGUUCCAAUUUUGGAAGGAAAGAAUUACAACAGGUGGAGUACUCAAAUGAAGGUUCUAUUUGAUUAUCAAGAUCUGCUUGAUACUAUUGAAAAUGGAAUCCAGGCGCUAACUGCUGAUGCUACCACUGCGCAAAGAACCGCCCAUGCCGAGUUGAAGAAGAAAGACAAGAAGGCAUUGUUUAUCAUCCACCAAGGGAUGAGAGACGACACAUUUGAGCAGAUAGAGGGAGCAAGCUCGGCACAUGAGGCUUGGAACAUCUUAUUGACAACAUACAAAGGCGAUGACAGAGUCAAGCGGAUACGACUUCAAACAUUAAGGCGGAAAUAUAAACUCUUGCAAAUGGAGCCUUCGGAAACAAUCAAAGCCUACGUUGCUCGAGUUCAGUCCAUGACAAAUAAUAUGAAGACAAAUGGAGAAACUCUUACAGAGCAAAAUAAGGUGGAGAAAAUUCUAAGAACCUUAACAUCUAGGUUUGAGCAUAUUGUGGCAGCUAUUGAGGAAGGCAACGAUACGUCAACAAUGACAGUCAAACAAUUGUUUGGAUCCUUAUGGGCUCAUGGAUGA